UGUUGGAUUGAGACGCCUGGCUUCGUGUUGGUGCUGCACGAUCACAACAUCGAGCAGAGAUGGCAGCCCUGACAUCACCGCUGCGAGUCUGUCGGGGAAUACUGAAAGAAUUACGUACCAUUCAAGGACCAAGUUACAGACAGUCAUUGGCUUACGCUUAUGUUAUGGACCAGUAUCGCAAGAAUAAGGUAACGGGAGAAAGGUACUGCCGUGCCCAGCAGGAGGCGCACCACGCCUCGCACACAUACCUGUGUUUGCUGGCGUCCACCAGGAACCACUUGGCCCUGCACAACCUCUACCACGGCAAGGGAGAGCGCCGCCCGGAAGAAGUGGCAGGCCUGGUGGGGCUCAGGUUGCCCACACAGCCAGGAGGCAAAGGCUGGGAGAAGUGAGGACGUCCUGCAAGCGGAAGAAAAUCUAAAGACUCUUCAGAAAGUGUUGCGUGCAGCUGAAUCAUCCGGCCCCAUACAACUGACCUAAUGUAAAUUAAAGGUAUAAAUAUGUGACAGGAGUCUGGCAGGCUGGAGAUUAUGCAAAUAUGGACUGCUUUGAGGGAACUCAACUUAUUCUUGUUUUGUUGUUUUACCCAUGUUCAAGGGCAGGAAGCACAAGUGUACUGUGAAACUGUAAGCUGCAGCUUGUCCACACAGCUUUUGUUUGUGUCUCUUUACUGCUUGAAAGCAUCAAUCUAAAGGACUGUAAGUACAUUUUUCAUGAAGACGGAUGUAUUUCUCUCAUUAAAAUAUAAAUCACUGUUA
This is a messenger RNA of Acanthochromis polyacanthus (spiny chromis), 758 nucleotides long. RefSeq names its product formation of mitochondrial complex V assembly factor 1 homolog (gene fmc1). The record is from RefSeq and is a predicted model, not a curated record. Bases 60 to 392 code for a protein of 110 amino acids. NCBI's taxonomy places the organism in Eukaryota, Metazoa, Chordata, Actinopteri, Pomacentridae. The transcript has 2 exons. Gene Ontology annotation, cellular component: mitochondrion.